AUGACUUCCAUUACAAAAAGGGCAUGUUGCUGUGUACAGCCGAGAUGUGGUCUCUGUCAUUUCGAGUUUCGAGACAAAGAUGAUGUCAUAGUCAUGUGGGGUUUGAGGGAAUGGCGACUUCAAUAUCGCCCGAGCAACUUUUUCGGCCUUGAAGAUGAUCACGAGUUCUUUGGCUGCAGAGACAGUUGCUACCAACUCAAUCGGAGCCCGUGUUAUCAUGCCUCUUGUGUACGAAUUUGCACCCCUGGACGAGUGUCUAGCUUUUCUUCUGGGGCUUGGCACAGCACAUGUAAAGCCCGGCGUCACUGGAUCCAAAAGCACCUAACUGCAGCAUUUGAGGUCUAUCUGCCUUUGCCAGCGGAAGUCCGGGCAAAUAUAGCGCAGAGACUACUACCAGAGUAUGCUAUAUUAAGACGUAUGUCGCUUGGUCACUUAUCGUCGUCAACCUCGUCAGUAAAGGUUGCGGCUCCUAUUGAAGAAAGCUACGUUACGUUUGAAGGGGUGACUUACGUCAAGGAGCUGAAAACCCGGUCCGACGUACCUGACAGCUGGGUUCCUCCCAAGGCCCUCUACAUAACAAUAGGCUUCGAGGGCGUUCUGAAACUAAUAUUUGCUAAGUCUGAUAACAUUCCAACGAUUCAACCCGCCCCGGGAGUGUGGUGGGAAACAAUCCCGCUCAGUGACCAAAAUGGGAGUCUGGAAUGCUACUAUGAUGGCAUUAAGUUAACCGGACUCGCAUACAAAAACGAGUCUGGACAAGUCGUCAACCUAAAUCGCAACGCGUUCUCAAUUCCACGAUCCCCUGCGGCUACGCAUCGAUAUGUCGCCUUCACUAAAUCCUCUAGUCUAUCGCUGUAUCGGAUGUCCUUAUACCAAUAUAAUCAUCCAGGGAUCACUGGCUUCUCCAUCUGCUGCAAUCCCUCUCCCGUCUCCUUCCACGCUCACGUGCCAGACGAGGACUUAUCUUUCUAUCAAUCUGCCCCCGAAGGAUCAUUCUGGAUCUACACACCACUAGAUAAGAAUGAACGCAUUGUGCGUAUCUGGAAGCGAGCUUCCAAACGUGGUUCAGAAUGGCAACUCCCGGAUCUCACAUUGAUGGUGGAUACGCUCAAGGCCCUUGGGAACCCAGACUUUGGCAAAAGGGAGCUGGCUCUUGCAUUUGAGACGAACCAAGGACGAACACUAUUAUUUGGAGCGACUUCGGAUCGGGACUUUCCCUGGUGUAAAUGGUCUCUUCUAGAUGCCCCUAAUGGGGAACCUGGACACUUCUUUUUUGAUACACAUCCAACUUGCACUCGCGCCCUCUGCUUCGAGUCUCAGGAACCAGCGCAAGCCCUGACUUUCGCCCCUCCACAACCAUCUUCGCCUCACCCUGGAAUUGACUCAUUGGAUUCUUUUUUCUGGUCCAGUGCAUCCGUUGAAGAUGUCAGGGAGGUGAGACCAUGUCGCCAAAAGAAUGAGAUCUCGGGACUUUUAUUCCUCUACUCUGAUGGCAGAUCAGCAACCUUGGGUCAAGUCCGUCUUGACCACCUCGACACACCCCUCAUACCGAAAGACGCCCAAAAGCUCUACCUUGGGUUCACGACAACUGCCCAAGAGUGUCCUUAUGUGGCUCGGGUUGAGAUCUUGGCCGAGAACCCAGAUGAGUGUGCUGAGAAUACAGAUGACGGCGUCUUGUCAGGUCUAUCAAGAUGGGCGUAG
Messenger RNA from Fusarium vanettenii 77-13-4, 1701 nucleotides. RefSeq lists its product as uncharacterized. The record is from RefSeq and is a predicted model, not a curated record. The coding region runs from base 1 to 1701 and encodes 566 amino acids. NCBI's taxonomy places the organism in Eukaryota, Fungi, Ascomycota, Sordariomycetes, Hypocreales, Nectriaceae. The transcript has 4 exons.